UCCCCACUGUCCGCCCCGGUGCAUGACGGGGGAUAUUUAUCCAACAUGGCGGCUGCACGGUUGUGUUUUGGGUGCUGCGGGCCCCGUCCUGAGGAACCUAGACCUCCUGAAGAAAUGACCCUGUUGGGAGAGGGGUCACAUGAGGAAGAGGAACAUCUCCCUAGGAAAGACUACGAGAGCCUUGACUAUGACUGCUGUUUCAAUGAGCCAUAUAUCCACAUGCUAGAGAAACAAGACUCCAGAACGAGUAGCAGAAACGAAGCUGUACGUUGGGUGGUGACGUUAUUUGUAGGAAUUUUUACUGGGCUAGUUGCACUGUUUAUAGAUGUUGUUAUCAAGGAGCUAAUGGGACUAAAAGUUGGCAUUGUGAAAAACUGUAUAGAGUUGUUGAGUGUGAAGGGGUACCUGGUUUUAUCACUCCUGGUACUCCUGGCAUUCAACUUGUCAUUCACAUUCAUAUCUGGACUCUUCACUGCAGCGGAGCCCCUAGCAGCAGGUUCAGGUAUACCAGAAGUGAAGUGUUACCUGAACGGAGUAAAGGUUCCCAGAGUUGUUCGACUCUUCACCUUGGUGUGUAAAGCUGUGGGUGUGCUCUUCAGUGUAGCUGGAGGUUUGCUGGUAGGGAAGGAAGGACCCAUGAUCCACAGUGGAGCGGUUAUAGGUGCAGGUGUACCACAGCGAAUAUGGAGAAAGUUGGGACUUCAACAACGGGACAAGAGGGACUUUGCUUCCAGUGGAGCUGCAGCUGGAGUAGCAGCUGCCUUUGGAGCCCCCAUAGGGGGUGUGUUAUUCAGCCUGGAGGAAGGGUCCUCCUUCUGGAACCAGAUGCUGACAUGGAGAACUUUCCUGUGUUCUAUGACAGCAGCCUUCACUUUGAACUUUCUUCCUAAUCCGUCUUCUGACAACACUGCCUGGGGCAGCUUCUACCAGCCUGGUCUGCUCACCUUUGGACAGUUUAAGUGCCCAGAAGGGGAACGAGGAUGCCAGUUGUGGACAGUACUGGACCUGUUUGUGUUUAUAGUGAUGGGAGUAGUAGGUGGACUGCUAGGGGCUCUGUUUAAUGCCAUCAACACCAGACUGACCAAACAUCGCAUGAAACACGUCCACAACAGACAUCCUGCCAUCAGGGUUCUGGAAGUCCUCCUGGUUACCAUGGUGACCACUAUCGUGGCGUUCACGGCCGCCAUGACCCUUGGCGAGUGUAAGGAGGUGGCGCCGAUCGUGAUCAACGUGACCAGCCCGGUGGAGCAGACGGUCCAGUACUUCUUCUGUCCCAACGGAACUUACAACGACAUGGCCACUCUGUUCUUCAACACCCAGGAGACGUCCAUCAGACAACUCUUCCAUCAAGAAGCUACCUUCAGCCUGCAGUCCCUGGGGAUUUUCUUCCUGUUGUUUUUCUGUCUGUCCUGUUGGACGUACGGAACCUCCGUCCCCUCUGGGCUGUUUGUCCCCUCCCUCCUCUGUGGUGCAGCCUAUGGACGCUUCGUAGGAAAUCUUCUCAAAAUGCUUCCAGGUUUCGAGCACAUCUACUCUGGAACCUUCUCUCUGAUAGGAGCAGCAGCGUUUCUGGGCGGGGUAGUACGCAUGACGAUAAGCCUCACUGUCAUCCUGAUAGAAUCGACCAAUGAGAUCAGUUACGGACUACCCAUCAUGAUCGUGCUCAUGGUUGCAAAGUUUACAGGUGACCUGUUCAACCAUGGCCUGUAUGACAUCCACAUAGAGCUGAAGGGAGUACCUCUACUAGAGUGGCACCCACCUCAUGGCAUGGAUAGAUUAUGUGCUUCCGACAUCAUGGAGACGUCACUAUCGUACAUCUACCCGCACACACGGAUCCAGUCCAUCGUGAGUAUCCUACGCACCACGCGGCACCACGCCUACCCGGUCGUCACCGAGAACCACGACAGCAUGGUGGAGAGACGGGCACGGGCCAAAGCCAACACCAUGGUCAGCAACAACAUCAAGUUCAGGAAUGAGAACAGCCUGACGCGAGCAAAUGAGCAGAUGCGUCGGAUCAUGUCGCGACGAUCGGCCGAGAUCAAAAUCCUGGAGGAUCAGGAGCAGAGAUCACGCAGCGGCAGUAUGGACAGCAGAAAUGCAGAGGAGGAUAUUAACUUCACUCUCAUGACCAGCAGUGUUGAGCUGUACCGAGGCCUGAGCCCCACAGCAGAGGACCACGGUUUCGGGGACAAGUUCAAACCUCUGACGUUCCACGGCCUAAUCCUGAGACACCAGCUCAUCACCCUACUCUCCAGGGGAGUCUGUUAUGCAGAAAACACGCCUAGUUCUUGCCAGCCAACCUUGACAUAUGAGGAGCUCACAGAAGAUUACCCGCGUUGGCUAGACAUUCAUGAUGUGGACCUCACUCAACUCCACCCCAGGAUGAUCAUGGAUGUGACGCCCUACAUGAACCCCUGCCCCUACACAGUGUCUCCUAACACACCUGUCCCGCAGGUCUUCAAACUGUUCCGUACCAUGGGACUCAGACAUCUACCGGUAACCAAUGACAUGGGAGAGAUUGUCGGCAUUGUGACCAGACACAACCUAACCACAGAAAACCUCAAGCAGAAACUGAAGGACAGUCAGCACAAUGCCUGAUGAAAAAGGUUUGGAAAAUAGACUGUUCACAUCCUCAGGAGAGCUACUUAGGAUAGUAUGUAUUAGGCCACAUCAGUAAAACUUG
Branchiostoma floridae (Florida lancelet) is the source of this 2683-nucleotide messenger RNA. Its product is annotated as chloride transport protein 6-like. The record is from RefSeq and is a predicted model, not a curated record. Gene Ontology annotation, molecular function: voltage-gated chloride channel activity. Gene Ontology annotation, cellular component: lysosomal membrane; intracellular membrane-bounded organelle. The transcript is spliced from 25 exons. Gene Ontology annotation, biological process: chloride transport; transmembrane transport. Lineage: Eukaryota; Metazoa; Chordata; Leptocardii; Amphioxiformes; Branchiostomatidae. The coding region runs from base 46 to 2598 and encodes 850 amino acids.